This is a messenger RNA of Neoarthrinium moseri, 1122 nucleotides long. RefSeq lists its product as uncharacterized. The transcript has a single exon. The record is from RefSeq and is a predicted model, not a curated record. The coding region runs from base 1 to 1122 and encodes 373 amino acids. Lineage: Eukaryota; Fungi; Ascomycota; Sordariomycetes; Amphisphaeriales; Apiosporaceae.
AUGAUGCAUCUCGAACUUUUCUCUACCUACGCUCUGGCAUUGGUGACCGGUGCUUUGGCCGGCCCAUCGGAACAGCUGGUCGCUCGCCAGCAGCCGUUCAAGUCGACAGCCAUCACCGAUCAUUCCGAGCCAUGGGCGUUCGCCUUCCUGCCCGACAACAGGAUCCUUGUCAACGAGAGACGAGGCAACAUGCGCCUCGUCGACCCGACCACUAAGGCUAAGGGCACCAUCACAGGCGUGCCCACCGUCGCCUACGGCGGUCAGGGAGGUCUCCACGACGUCGCCUUGCACCCAAACUACACUGAGAACAGCAUUGUGUAUGUCAGCUAUGCAGAGAGCGGCUCUGGCGGAGCGGGCUGCGCAGCCGCGCGGGCCAAGCUGACGCUGAACGCCAACGGCGGCGGCGCGCUGUCUGGCCUCGAGGUCAUCUGGCGGCACUCGCAGAAGGCAUCGGGCGGGCUUCAGUUUGCCUGUCGCAUGCUGUUCGGCUCCGACGGCGCACUAUGGAUCUCGUCCGGCGAGAUCAACCAGAUGACUCCGGCGCAGUCCAUGACCGGCAACCUCGGCAAGAUGAUCAAGCUGUACGACAACGGCACCGCCUUCGCGGGAAACCCGUUCGCCAGCCAGGGCGCCAUCCAGUCACAGAUCUGGUCGCUGGGCCACCGCAACCCACUAGGUAUCGACUGGGACGCCCAGGGCCGUCUCUGGGAGGUCGAGAUGGGGCCCAUGGGCGGCGAUGAGCUCAACCUGAUCGAGAAGGGCGCAAACUACGGCUGGCCGCUCGUAUGCGAGGGCAAACAUUACAACGGCACCAAUAUCCCCAAGCACAGCACGCGCCCCGACUUCAAGGCGCCCAAGGCCAACUGGGUCCCCGUCAUCUCCCCAGCCGGCUUGAUCAUCUACAAGGGCGAUCUGUUUUCCAGCUGGAAGGGCAAUGCCAUCAUCACAGGUCUCAGUUCACAACAACUUGUUCGUGUUACCAUAACUGGUGACACAGCGAAGGAGGCUCAGCGCAUCCCAAUGGGUAAGCGCAUGCGCGGUAUCAGAGAGGAUAAGGAGGGCGCUAUCUGGGUGAUCGAGGAUGGUGCUAACGGCCGGCUCUUGAAGCUUACCCCGAAUUAA